Echinococcus granulosus is the source of this 5049-nucleotide messenger RNA. Its product is annotated as Vacuolar protein sorting-associated protein 35. Gene Ontology annotation, molecular function: RNA binding. The record is from RefSeq and is a predicted model, not a curated record. The transcript is spliced from 19 exons. Gene Ontology annotation, cellular component: late endosome; retromer, cargo-selective complex; retromer complex. NCBI's taxonomy places the organism in Eukaryota, Metazoa, Platyhelminthes, Cestoda, Cyclophyllidea, Taeniidae. The coding region runs from base 1 to 5049 and encodes 1682 amino acids. Gene Ontology annotation, biological process: retrograde transport, endosome to Golgi; intracellular protein transport.
AUGUCUGUUAACGAGGGUGAGAGGCUGCUGAAUAGGAUGGUGGCAGCUAUCGAACAACAAAAACAAGCGGUUAAAAUAUAUCAGGAUGAUGGGGCGAAUAUGGAUGGCUUGCAUUGUUGUGCCAAUGCUCUUCGUGGGCUGCGGACUUCUGGCCUCUCACCGAAGUCCUAUUACGAACUCUAUAUCAAGGCUGCGGAAGUUCUCAACGUUGUUGAUGUUUAUCUCACUGACGAAUUCCAACAUGGAAGAUCCAUUCCUCACCUUUACGAGAUCGUUCAAUAUGUCUCCAAUGUUCUACCACGCCUGUACCUCCUGAUAACUGUGGGUGUGGUCUACAUCCGAGUGGGCGAAUUGCCUUGCCGCGAGAUUUUACGAGAUUUGGUGGAGAUGUGCAGGGGAGUUCAGCAUCCCCUGCGCGGCCUCUUUCUUCGCAACUACCUUCUCACCUCCAUCCCUCCAAGCCUCCUUCCUGACUCCCCUGUAAGUCACUCCCUUUCUGAGGGGUGUCCUUUUACCGAUAGUGUCGAUGAUCCUUUGAAGAGAGAAGAGGUGGCCGUAGGUGAUGUGCCGAUGAAGCCAGCGGAGGUGGAGGGAGCGAGUGUGCUGGACAGCAUCAACUUCAUUCUUCUCAACUUUGCGGAGAUGAACAAACUGUGGGUGCGCAUGCAGCACCAGGGGCACACACGUGACCGUGAGCGGCGCGAGCAGGAGCGUCGCGACCUUCGAGUCCUCGUUGGAGCUAAUCUUCAUCGACUCUCUAAACUCGAGGCCAUCAACACCGACCUCUAUAGAUCUCAUAUCCUGCCAAACAUAUUGACCCAGGUCAUUCAAUGCCAUGACGUAAUCGCCCAGGAGUACCUUAUGGACGUGAUCGUUCAGACCUUUCCGGACGAGUUUCACGCAGCCACGCUGCCGCAGCUACUACAGGCCUGUGGGCACCUGCAGCCUGCGGUUCGGCUAAAACCCAUUAUCGGAAGUUUGGUUGAGAGGCACGAGAGUCGUAGUGGCGGCGAUGGCGGUGGUGGCGAAGAACUCUUUCAGUCUCUCUCCACAGAGCUAGGUCAGUUAGUGCGCCGUCGCGCAGACUUCUACACCUCGGCACCGACGGAGGCACGUCUGGGGCUGCCUUUGGAGGAUUUACCGGGUCUUUUUGCGCCUCUUCUAACCAUGGCUAUCUGCCUCCAUUCCAGCCCUGAUACCGUGAAUCAGGUCCUUCUCAGUGCCGCUGCCGCCCUUGAGACACUAUCCGCUUCCUCCUUCAGGAUUCAGGGCGGUUCAGUGCUGUCACGAGAGCUUCUCAGCCUCCUCUACCUGCCCCUAUAUGGGCCUGGAGGUCCGCCGCGGUCGGUGAAUUCCUCAGUGGAGUGCGCUACUCUCGCAAUAUUCUCCUCCGGUUUCUCUCCCCUGUCACCGUCUACCGUUGGCUUGGACGACGCGGGCGCACUGGGACGCCUUCCGGUGCUGCUCGACCUCUCCGGUCUCCUGCGGCUCUGCACCCUCCUUGACUUCUCGGCUCGCCGCCGCUUCGCCUGCCUUUUCAUUGCGCGCGCUCUUGAACGCGCCUCCAGCGGUGAUGCUGAAGUUGCUGACAACCAACGCAUCACCACCGAGGCCGAUUUGGAUGCCUUUUUAGCUGUGGUUGGCGUUUUAGUCGAACGUCAGGAUUCUAACACCACCUCAGUUUCCCCAUCGUCGCCGUCGUCCUCAGUAGAGGACUUAACCGAAGAUCUCGCUCUUCUGGCUUCAGCGAUUCACUUGGUCGGCCGUCAGGCCGAGGCUCGAGUGGAUAUUGAAGAGAAGCUUCUCCUUCUAUCAAAAAUGCGGAAGCGACUUGCCGCUGGUGGUCCCGUCGUCGUAAGGGCCACCUUUCCAACCCUUGUUUUUGAGGCAAUUAGGCUGCUACCGGUAAUCGGUGCAGGAGGGGAAAAGAUAGAGACAGAUGAGCCUAAGACAAAGGAGGCAGUGGCAGGUCUGUAUGAGCGGGUGAUAGCCUUCUGCCACCAGUCGGCAACCAAGUUGAUCGCUUGCAACGCCUCCGACGUUGCCCUGCGUCUCUUCCUCAAUUGCACCCUCGUGAUCGAGACAGUGGCAUUCGAGAAGCGUCCUCUUUUUGCCUACGAGUUCUUUUCUCAGGCCUUCACUCUCUUCGAGCAGGAGCUGUCGGACGCGCGGGCGCAGCUUUCAGCCUUUGGGCUGCUAGUGGCGACUCUCUGGUGGGCGCGUCGCUGCCUCGAUGCGGAGAGUGCGGGUGUGCUGCAGACUCAGUGCUCGCGCGCUGCCUUCAACCUCCUCCUUCUGCGUGCAGAUCAGAGCCGCGCCGUCGCUCUUACCGCUCAGCUUCUCCUUUCCUCUCCCACCCCCAUCAUCGCCACCCCUGGGGAGGAGGGGAAGAUGACUUCAGGGAAGGCGGGAGAAAGCGACUUUGAGGGUGUCUUCAAGUGCCUGGAGAAGUCGCGUUCCCUGGCUGACAUGUGUAUGGAUGUGGAUGCGCGGACGCAGCUUUACGUAGAUCUCCUUAAUUACCACAUCAUCUACCACCAGCAGGGCGUAGGGCCCCUCGAAACCAUGAAGGUGAAGUUGACAGAGCUACUGGCGGAGACGGACAAGUUGGUACAACAGCUGGAGUUUGUACCAGAGGCACUUUCCUUCUACCUCGAGUCGACCCGUUCAAAGGGACAGUACGAUAUGCUGGGCAACCUCAUCACCACCACCACCACUCCAGGCCCCCCAACCACCACCACCACCACCACUACAAUCGCUACUCUCCCUCCAACCACUGCAAUGACCAAUGCAACCACCACCACACCGCAACCAACAAUGUUUCUCGCGGAUAGUGCAGCGCCACUGAAUGUCUUCGAACGCUAUACCCACCUUGAAUCCUUCCUAUCGCGAUUUACACCGAUCGGUUUAGAGGUCGACCUUUUAACUACGGCGGUCUACUUACCUCUUUCCUUCCUCGGACUUUCGCUUGCCGCUGCUGUCCUAUUCACCUGGCACACUCCCCAUGAGGCCGCCAAAGCCUACACCGUCUCAUCCACUGCGCCUCCAUUGUGGAGGCACUGGAGAGAACGUCGACGUGGCGAUGCUCUGCUUCGUCUCCUUGGUUUCCUCUGCUGUCCCCUCCUCUUAAUACACUGUUCUUUCUGCCUCCUUCUCGAUCUUGACGGAGUCUGGCGUUUGCGCCUUCUCUCCGAUGUCAACGGUUUCCGUGCCUUCUGCCCUCUCGUCCACAGCCUUGACGUCACGACACGUGUCACCAUUGCUCUCCUCGUCCUCCUCAUCGCCUGGCGCGCGCACGCCAUCUCACGAACCCCACACCGCCGCACUAUCUCCUGCUAUUGCCGCAAUCCCUACCGCCGGUGGUGGUGCAAACUCCCCUGUAGCCUUUUCUCGAGGGUAACGGCUAUCGUCCUCAUGUCAUUUGUAGUGGGCCUGGUGGGGAUAAACUUCUGGCAGGUGACUGAUAUUACCUUGCAGGGAGCUUUUGAGAGUGUGGAGCUAAUUUGUAGCCCAGUAGGAGGCUAUCAAUCGGGUUUCCAGUUACUCAGCUCCGAUGCCAACCUCAUGCUCUAUGAGUGGAUCCUCAACGCGGUCAUUUUUGCGCCGAGUACCCUAGGGGCCACAGCCUUUGCUCUUCUUCUGUCCCGACGCCUCCUAGCCAAUCAGGGCCAGGUGGUACUGCAAACAGAGGCAGAGGUUGGUGAGCGCAUUGCGUUUGCCUACAGCCGGCGCGUGGUCCACCGCCUCCAACUUGCCAUUGCCAUCUGCGUCCUCUAUGGUCUGGCCAACUUACCCUUGGCGGCCAUUCGCCUUCUAGCUGUCAUGGCGACCCCAGGGUUUGCCGAGUUGCCCGAUCGUGAGAUUUUAUCCGACCCAACUUGGCAACGAAUGCUUUACCAUACCACAGCGACCAUAAUUUGUCGCGAGUUCGCAGACAUGGCGACAACAGGGCUACUUUUCCCCGCCUUCAUGGUGGCUAGCUCCACAUUCCGCCAUCGCUUCCUUCGCCUUCUGCAUCUCAAAGGUGCCACUUCGUCGUCCAAAUUUGGCCGAUGCCUGUGGGGUGCGGCGGAGAGACCACAGGAGCAGCCAUUACAACCUUCACCUUCGCCCACAGGAGCACACUCACCACCGGUACGGUGGAGUUGGGGAAAGGGGUGGCGCCAGUCCUAUUCCUUGCCGCUCUCCCCGCCAGUCACGGAGACCGUAUUGGAUUUGGGAGAGGAGGGCAUGGCCGAGGAGGUAGACCCCGACCAGAUGGAUGCAGUGAUUGAGCAGCACAACAACGCCUACGCGGUCAGCGGAAAUGACACGGGUGGUGCAUCACACCGCUACGUCAAGCGCCAAGCCUCAUUCACGCCCUUCGCUACCCCGAAGCGAUGGACUGCCAACGGCUGUGAAUCCACAGUGUACUCCAGACUGCUUCAAAAUAGACACAACAUUGAAAUCAACAAGUAUAAACUAGUGAAGCCAGUCAGUAAAAAUGCGAAAAUCAGUCAACAUAUCAACUAUCGUAUUCGCUGUACUCUCCAGGACAGUCGGCAGCUCGUCGGCACAUUCAAAGCCUUCGAUAGGCAUAUGAAUCUUAUCUUAUGCGACUGCGAUGAGUUCCGUACGGUUAAAGGCAAAAAUUCAAAACAACCUCGCCAGGAGAAGCGUUCUCUUGGACUUGUUCUUCUUCGUGGGGAGCAUAUUGUAAGCAUGAACGUGGACGGUCCUCCACCGCCGGAAGACUCCGCGCGAGUGCCGCUUCCAGGCGCUGGGAUGGGCAUGAUGGGGAUUCCGCCGCCGGGUAUGGGACGCGCGGUGGGUCGAGGGAUGCCGUUGGCUACGCCGGGUGCCGCCAUUCCUCCGCCUGCAGCCGCACCACCCACCGGUCUCGCUGGACCCGCCUGGGGCGUCGGCGUGCCUGCGCCCGGUCUCAUGCAGCCACGAGGGGCGCCACCACCGCCGCCGCACGCUUUUGGUCGUGGGGCCCCUGCGCCCGGUAUGACGCCUCCUCCACCGCCGCCACCAGGAGCACGACCACCGCCACCACCGCCCUACUGA